Molecule: messenger RNA, 1379 nt
Organism: Xenopus tropicalis (tropical clawed frog)
Lineage: Eukaryota; Metazoa; Chordata; Amphibia; Anura; Pipidae
Source: RefSeq, a predicted model, not a curated record
UAUAAAAGUAUCCGAUGUGGCACAUGUACAUGCAAAGUCAAAACUUGCCGGCGAGUAAGACAUGGCUGCUUCUCCGUCACUCUCUUGCGCUCACUUCCAUGCAUCCGCGUUACGCCGGGCGCAGGGCGCAAAGAUGUAUGAGAGGAAUUGAAACUGCGCGUCCUAUGGGGGAAAACUGUCUCAGGGAAGUGCAAGCGGCACCCAAGAGAAAAAUCGGCUGAAAAAUGAGAGUCAAUGGCAGUGCCCUGAACGGCACCUUGAAUAUUCCCAAGGAACUGACGCUGGACCGGCCUCCCUGGGUGCCCACUGCCUUGGCUGGCAUCCUCAUCUUCACCAUCGUGGUGGAUAUUCUGGGCAACCUCCUGGUUAUCCUCUCAGUCUUUAGGAACAGAAAGCUGAGGAACGCAGGGAAUAUGUUUGUUGUUAGUCUGGCUGUUGCGGACUUGGUGGUCGCCAUCUACCCAUAUCCCUUGGUGCUGACAUCAAUAUUUCACAAAGGAUGGAAUUUGGGAUACCUUCACUGCCAGAUUAGUGGAUUUUUAAUGGGAAUAAGUGUUAUUGGAUCCAUAUUCAACAUUGCCGGUGUUGCAGUGAACCGUUAUUGUUAUAUUUGUCAUAGCCUCAAAUAUGACAAGUUGUACAGCGACAAGAAUUCUUUGUUUUAUGUCAUUCUGAUUUGGGUGCUAACCUUCAUUGCCAUUGUGCCAAAUUUAUUUGUUGGAUCAUUACAAUACGAUGCCAGAAUCUACUCGUGUACCUUUACACAGUCCGUUAGCUCAGCAUAUACCAUAGCAGUUGUGUUUUUCCACUUUAUCCUCCCAAUAACCAUAGUAACUUUUUGCUAUUUACGUAUAUGGAUCUUGGUUAUUCAGGUAAGACGAAGGGUGAAGCCAGAUAACAAACCCAAGCUGAAACCCCAUGAUUUCAGGAACUUUGUAACAAUGUUUGUAGUUUUUGUACUGUUUGCAGUCUGCUGGGCACCACUGAACUUCAUAGGUCUUGCUGUUGCUGUGAACCCGGAUACAAUUUUACCCAGAAUUCCAGAAUGGUUGUUUGUUGGCAGCUAUUACAUGGCAUAUUUUAACAGUUGCCUUAAUGCUAUCAUUUAUGGUCUCUUAAACCAAAAUUUUAGACGAGAGUACAAAAGAAUUAUUAUCUCCAUUUGUACAGCAAAGGUUUUCUUUCAAGAAAGUUCUAAUGACGGGGUAGAGAAAAUGAAAAGCAAACCAUCUCCAAUGCUAACAAACAAUAAUCUAGUAAAAGUUGACUCAGUUUAGGGGAAAAAAGGAAUUCUUGCAAAUGAUAGUAUACAGGUAUGGGACCUGUUAUCCAGAACGCUUGGGACCUGGGGAUUUCCGGAUAAGGGGCCUUUGCGUAAU